This is a messenger RNA of Arabidopsis lyrata subsp. lyrata, 2466 nucleotides long. RefSeq lists its product as uncharacterized. Gene Ontology annotation, biological process: regulation of photosynthesis, light reaction. Lineage: Eukaryota; Viridiplantae; Streptophyta; Magnoliopsida; Brassicales; Brassicaceae. The transcript is spliced from 10 exons. Bases 182 to 2350 code for a protein of 722 amino acids. The record is from RefSeq and is a predicted model, not a curated record.
UCUAUUGAAGAACAAAAAGUGAAUUUCAACCAUACAUCAAAAAGUAUAAAAAUAUAUUAUUAGGAGAAAAUAAAUAUAAAAAAAAUCCGGUGGCUGAGAAAAUUUAACGGUAAUGUAAUAACACUCUGCAACAGUAUCUUCUUCCUCCACACUGACACAUUUCGUCGAACACCUUUCGCUAAUGUCAGUGAGCAAACUUCCUCAUCUCUCCCAUGGCGUUCACACUAUCAACUUCCUCAAUUUCACCAACGAACCAGUGUUUUUAAGUGUAUUGCUCCCAUGUCCCUCUCGGAUUCGAGUAUUCUCGACCAUUUCCACCACCGGGAUCGGCGGCGCUGGGGUCGCCAAGUGCCACGGAACGAGACAUAGCGGCGCCGGUAGAGGUGAUAACGGGUUGAGGAGCGAUAGUGGAUUAGGUUUCGACGAGAGAGGGGAGAGAAAAGUGCGUUGUGAGGUUGAUGUGAUCUCUUGGAGAGAACGGAGGAUAAGAGGCGAAAUCUGGGUCGAUUCUGAUUCUCAAUCUGUUUGGAAUGUUCUCACUGAUUAUGAACGACUUGCUGAUUUCAUACCCAAUCUCGUUUGGAGUGGAAGAAUUCCUUGUCCACAUCCAGGACGUAUAUGGCUGGAGCAACGAGGCCUUCAAAGAGCCUUGUAUUGGCAUAUCGAGGCUCGUGUUGUCCUUGAUCUCCAUGAGUGUCUAGAUUCUCCAAAUGGCCGUGAGCUUCACUUUUCUAUGGUAGAUGGUGAUUUCAAAAAGUUUGAGGGAAAGUGGUCUGUGAAAUCUGGUAUCAGGUCCAUAGGAACUGUCUUGUCAUACGAAGUAAACGUGAUCCCCAGAUUUAACUUCCCUGCCAUUUUCUUAGAGAGGAUAAUCAGAUCAGAUCUUCCUGUAAAUCUCCGGGCCGUAGCUCGCCAAGCUGAGAAAAUUUAUAAAGAUUGCGGAAAGCCGUCAAUAAUAGAAGAUUUGUUGGGUAGAAUAUCUUCACAGCCAGCCCCUUCUCGUGGUGUUGAGUUCGAAAGUCUUGCUACUGAGAGAUCUGUUGCCUCCAGUGUUGGAUCAUUAGCUCAUUCAAAUGAAUUGAACAACAAUUGGGGAGUGUAUGGAAAAGUCUGCAAGCUUGAUAAACCUUGCACCGUGGAUGAAGUUCAUCUUCGUAGAUUUGAUGGUCUAUUGGAAAAUGGAGGUGUUCACCGUUGCGCCGUUGCUAGUAUAACAGUUAAGGCUCCUGUUUGUGAAGUUUGGAAAGUUCUAACUUCUUACGAGAGUCUUCCAGAGAUAGUUCCAAAUUUGGCAAUCAGCAAGAUUUUGUCACGCGAUAACAAUAAGGUCCGAAUACUCCAGGAAGGAUGCAAAGGCCUGCUUUACAUGGUGCUUCAUGCGAGAGCUGUUCUUGAUUUGCAUGAGAUUCGCGAGCAGGAAAUCAGAUUUGAGCAGGUUGAAGGAGACUUUGACUCGCUAGAGGGGAAAUGGAUUUUUGAACAAUUAGGAAGUCACCAUACACUUCUCAAGUAUACCGUGGAGUCCAAAAUGCGAAAAGAUUCAUUUCUUUCUGAAGCAAUCAUGGAAGAGGUUAUAUAUGAAGAUCUUCCGUCAAAUUUAUGCGCUAUUCGGGAUUACAUUGAGAAAAGAGGAGAGAAAUCUUCAGAGUCAUGUAAACUGGAGACAUGUGAAGUUUCAGAGGAAACAUGUUCUUCAUCUCGUGCCACAACAGUUGAGACAGUUUACAAUAAUGAUGAUGGUUCGGACCGAACUAAGCAGAGACGGAGGAUUCCCGGUCUGCAAAGAGACAUUGAAGUAUUGAAAUCAGAGAUUCUCAAGUUCAUAUCAGAACAUGGACAAGAAGGAUUCAUGCCCAUGAGGAAGCAGCUUCGGUUACACGGAAGAGUUGACAUUGAAAAAGCCAUUACAAGAAUGGGUGGAUUUAGGAGAAUAGCUUUGAUGAUGAAUCUUUCACUUGCUUAUAAACACCGAAAACCGAAAGGAUAUUGGGACAAUCUUGAAAACUUGCAGGAGGAGAUAGGAAGAUUUCAACAGAGUUGGGGAAUGGAUCCAUCAUUUAUGCCGAGCAGAAAAACGUUCGAACGCGCAGGUCGUUAUGACAUUGCGCGGGCGCUGGAGAAAUGGGGAGGAUUACACGAAGUGUCUCGUCUUCUAGCAUUGAACGUGAGACAUCCGAACAGACAGGUAAAUUCUCGUAAAGACAACGGUAACACGAUACUGAGAACUGAAUCUACUGAGGCCGAUUUAAAUUCAGCGGUUAAUAAGAAAAAUGAACCUUACGUCUCUCAAGAUACAGAGAAAUGGUUGUAUAAUCUUAAAGAUCUUGAUAUCAAUUGGGUUCAAUAUUAAAGCAUUAAUUAUGUACAUUUCAAUAUUUGUGCAGUCUUGUAAUUCGCAAAGAUAAACAUGUAUUUAUGUAAAUUGCAACAUUAGAUUGAAAUAAUCUUGAUCUCUUUUUAACUUUC